Molecule: messenger RNA, 2859 nt
Organism: Myxocyprinus asiaticus (Chinese sucker)
Lineage: Eukaryota; Metazoa; Chordata; Actinopteri; Cypriniformes; Catostomidae
Product: kinesin-like protein KIF3A
Exons: 24
Coding region: 215-2845 (876 amino acids)
Biological process (GO): microtubule-based movement
Cellular component (GO): microtubule; kinesin complex
Molecular function (GO): ATP binding; microtubule motor activity; ATP hydrolysis activity
Source: RefSeq, a predicted model, not a curated record
CCGCGCGACAUGAGUACUGCAUUGACUGGCUGAGUGUCUGAAAUGCGUAAUUGGAUUCCAGGGAUGGAUACUUUGCUCUGACGAAAUUGUGAUUUCAUAAAGAAAAGCAGUUUAUCAGAGCUGCUACAUGAACAAAACCAACAACAACAACAACAACAACAAUAAUAAUAAAUAAAUCACUGGGCAAGAAGCCAUAUAAGUCAGAUUGGAGAGGAUGUCUGGGACAGAUAAAACCCUAAACACAGAGAAGAGCUUCAGAGUUGUCAUCCGUCUGUGCCCUCUGAACAGACCAGGACAUUUUAUCCCUGUAGAUGAACCCAGAGCCUCCAUCAAAGUUACAGAUCUCAACCGAUUAGUUGUUGACACUGGAAAGAGUCACAAGCGUCAAAUGGGGUUUGAUGCAAUUUUAAACGAGGAGGCGUCACAGAGAGAUGUUUACGAUUCAACAGCAAAGUCUCUGGUUGAGUAUCUAAUGGAGGGUUAUAACGGCUGUGUAAUUGUCUAUGGCUCUCCGGGCAGCGGUAAGACUCACACCAUGCAGGGCUGCAGCAUCUCAGCCAAACACGUGGGCAUCAUUAGCCACGCUGCUGAGGACAUCUUUACCUCUCCCAAGGCAUCUCAUUGCAAAUUCAGGGUGUCUUUCUACCACAUCUUCAAUGAAAAGAUUUAUGACCUUUUGGAUCCGAAGGGGAGUGAGGUUAUCUGGGUGCGUGACUGUGAGGAGGUGGUGCAUCUUGAUGGGCUGACUGAGGUGGAGGUUUGCUCUGCCCAGGAUCUGCUGCAGAUGCACCGCCGUGGCUCCGCCCUCAGGCACACAGGAAUCUCAAAGGGAGAUUAUCCAAGCAGAUCCCACACUGUAUUCAACAUUGUGGUCAUUAACACAAUGGUCCAGUCCCCUGAGGGAGUUUUGACAGCCAGCAAACUCAGUCUGGUGGAUCUGGCAAGCUCAGGAAAAUGUCGUAGUUCUGCCGCUCCUGAUGUGAAGAGAACUUUCAACGCCGCAAAUGAAAAUCCGCAAGAGGCUAAAAUGCUGAAACGCUCCCUCACCAUAUUCGGAAAUGUGAUUUUUGCCCUUAGCACAGCGGGCUCCCAACAUGUCCCAUACAGAGAGUCCAAGCUAACCCGAGCUUUGAGAGACUGCUUGGGAGGGAACUGCCGGACGUGUUUGGUGGUGACAGUGUCGCCUUGGUCAUCUUCAAUAUCUGAAACUCUUAGCUCUCUGCAGUUUGCCUCAAUAGCCAUGGCUGUUCCUCUGCGACCCAUAAACACAUCUCAGUUACAUUACACACCUGAACAGCUGUGUUCAUCUUAUCUGAAUGGAAGAAAGAACUCAAUCAAUCAACUGAACAGACAGCAGAUAUUACCACCGGUCGCAUCUGACAGAAGGACACAGACAUGCUUGCUCCCCAUCCUCUUGAGCUCAGGCAGUCCCCUUGAACCCAAACCCAGCUCAAGCCACUGUGCAGAUGAACUGGAGCAUAGAAAUUUUCUCCCUCAGUUAGAGAAACCAAGCCAAACUGAACCAGUUGGACGUUACAGCUGUGGAUCUCGACCCGGAGAUGAAAGAAACAGAGUUGAUGGUAGGAUGACUCGCUCAGUGUCUCGCUCUCUCUCUGGGGUUGGAGGGAGAGAAAGAACUGGAAAGGGACUGGAGAUUUCAUCUGCACACUAUCGUUCUGUAGAGGGGCUCUCCACAUCCUGUCUUGAACCUUCCUCGGCUUCUUCAGCAGCUGUGGAGUGCCCCAACUGUACCCGGGAGCGAAAGAUCCGAGAGGAAUAUGACAAGAUUAUCGUUCAGGGUAGGAGAGAUAGAGAUUAUCUGGUUCAAAAAGUAGCAGAACUGGAGACUGAGUUGAGGAAGAGAGAAACACAGGAAAGAGAAAAUGAAGAAAAAGAGGAUGCAACAGAGGAAGAAUUUACCAGAAGCACAUCUGAAAUUUCUGAAACUUUACAAACUGCAGAGGAAUCUCUUCCAGAUCAUAAAGGCUUGAAGACACCACUUGGUUCCCAUGGACCCAUGUCCAACCUCAACCAUCAGCUUAAAAGGCAAAUUGUGUGUUUGCAAACAGAAGCAGAGGGACUGAGAGCAGAGCUGUCUGCUUGUCAUGAGAGGGAGAGGAUGCUGAUACAUUCCCUACACUCUGAGAGAGAGAGACUAACCCAGGACAGCCAGGAACUGCACGACCAGCUCAACAGCAUCAGAGAGAAAAACAGCCAGCUUGUGUCAACCCUUAACAACCAGCGGGAGAGCUUGCUAACAGAACUACAGAGCAGCAGAGAAAAGCUUGAACGAUUUCGAGAGAGUGUUUCUUUUAUGCUCAACCAGCUCAGGACUGAAAAGGCUGAAUUGAUGUCACAGCUAGAGGACACCAAAGGUUCCUAUGAAAAGGUGUGUUUGGAAAAUGCUGACUUAAGACAGAAACUGAAGUCAUUUUUGAGAGAAAUCAACGCAGCAUCUUUCACUGGAUCCAGCUGUGCAGAUACCAACACUUCACAUACACACACAGUCACAACGAACACUGAGAUGAUUGUUGUAUCACACCAUGUGUCUCAGCAGUGCCCUACUGGUCUCACACAAGGAAGUGAAUGCUGCUUCAGUCAGUGUGGUGAGUUUCAGCAUCCUGAGGAGGAGCUUAUGGAAAAAUCUGAAACCACAAACAGCAGCGACUGUGAACAGCCUCUUCCUAAACCCAAAAACCUCUACAAGCAGUUGAGGAGAGAGCACAGUCUGCUGCUGGAUGUGAUGCUGGUUCUGUACAGGAGAGAGUGGUUCCUGCAGGAUGCCAUUCCAUAUGUCAGACGUACUUUCAGGAAGUGUGGACUGAGGCCUGAGGAUAUAGACUGAAGAAUAGAGAGUGA